Messenger RNA from Melampsora larici-populina 98AG31, 600 nucleotides. RefSeq lists its product as uncharacterized. The coding region runs from base 1 to 600 and encodes 199 amino acids. The record is from RefSeq and is a predicted model, not a curated record. Lineage: Eukaryota; Fungi; Basidiomycota; Pucciniomycetes; Pucciniales; Melampsoraceae. The transcript has 2 exons.
AUGAUCAAGCAACACACCCAGCGCGCAAAUUACCUACACUUCCUCAGGAAUGUCCCGUCAGACUAUGCAGAAGACAUUGGUGCAGAUAUAAUACUCCAAAGUUCUUUGCCUAAAUGGAAGCCUUGUGAGCUAUCUUCGGACGUACUUGCCUCCACUCAGCCAAUAUUACACGCCAUGGGUUUGGCGACAUCAGUAAACUUUGAUUCAACCACCUCUUGGCGACACGGUGGCAAGAAUUUUAGUAUAUACUCUGAGCAUGUAGGGAACAGCUACAUAGAGUUUGAGUAUGACGGCCAUAAACGAUCUGGCGUUAUCCAGCACAUCAUCCGACCUCAACAAACUUCAACCCCAAUCUUUGUGCUACACAUUUUUCCUGAUCUGGAUCCGGUGGAUGAAAACCGAAGUCCUUAUCGUUUGCUACCGCAUUUACACGCCACCGUUAAGUAUAAUGUUGAUCUUUCACUUCUAUCUAUUGGUACCAAUCAGAUAUUUGGUCAUUGCGCUGCUCUCCAUAAUUCACCAGGGAAAUUUGGCAUCUCGAAGGCCACUGUGUCGUUGGGUAUCGCGGACAUGUCAAUGAGUUAUGAGAAAACAAUCUGA